GCGAAUUGCCAACAUCACUAGCAGUGUGUCACCCAAGUCUUAACGUCCUCCUGUGAGAAAUCGAUUUACAAAAUAUUUGUUACAAUAACGGAAAAAGACAAAAGAGGGGUGAGACGGCGCCAGCAGUUACUGGUGAUAGUCUCCACCUGGGCACUCCACGUCUCCAUCUUCCCUGUUAAGGAAUGCGCCUGGGUAGACCUCAACAAGCCAUCGCAACAUCACUUGACUGACUGAUAGUGACACGCAUGGAUGCUCUGUGAUGAUUCACUCUCUGCCGCAGCAAUGAGUAACCAAUUCAAAAACACCUCUUCCUCAACCUGGGAUGUUCAAGAAGGAGGGAAUUCCACACCACCUCCAUCAUUCCAGUUCGAGCUGGAACCGGUGGUCAUAAGCGUCAACCCCUGGGAUAUAGUCCUGUGUGUCACGGGAACCCUAAUGUCCUGCGAAAAUGCAAUUGUCCUUGCCUUAAUUAUUUACACGCCCACCCUGAAAGCGCCCAUGUUUGUGUUGAUAGGGAGCUUGGCUUUUGCGGACCUAUUGGCGGGGCUAGGUUUGAUAGUGAAUUUCACCAUCACCUACAUUUUUGACACGGGAUUCGUGACGCUGUUAUCAGCUGGACUGCUCAUCACUGCUUUUUCGGCCUCCGUUCUCAAUAUCCUGGCAAUCACGGUGGAUAGAUACCUCUCCCUUUACAACGCACUGACUUACCACACGGAACGAACGGUGAUUUUUACCAUCGUCACACUGGUGCUCAUUUGGGUGACUAGCAUCACUCUGGGCGCGCUACCGAUCAUGGGUUGGAACUGCCUUAAAGAUGAGACGACGUGCAGCAUUUGCGCCCCCAUUGAUAAAAAUCACGCCGCUGCGCUGGCGGUGACUUUUCUUUUUGUAUUUGCACUUAUUUUGCAACUAUACCUCCAGAUUUGCAAGAUUGCUUUUCGGCACGCGCAGCAAAUCGCCGUGCAGCAGAAGUUCAUGACUACCUCCCACUCCUCCUCCCCCACCACUAAAGGGGUAUCCACCCUCUCCAUUAUCCUUGGCACCUUUGCAUUGUGCUGGAUCCCUUUCGCCAUGUACUCUCUGGUGGCUGACAUCGGAUACCCCCCUAUCUAUACCUACGUCACCGCUCUGCCGGCCAUUUGUCACUCUAUGAUAAACCCCGUCAUUUAUGCUUUCAGAAAUCCUGACAUACAGAAAUCUAUGAGAAUCGCUUGUUGUUGUGGAUGUGUGUCUUCCAACUUUUCUCUGCGACCAAGGACACCAAGUGAUGUCUAGGCAAACGUUUGGACGUUAUAGCCUGUCAAGUAGUUACAAGCACAUCACAAUCUGACUGACUAUGCCGAAAAGUUUUGUAAGUGUUUUUUGCGUGUGUGUGUAUGUGUGUGUGUGUGCAUUUCGUUUGUAUUGAAUAACUGUCCUCUUGUCCUCUCUGUUCUCGAAAUAUAGUCGUUCAAUCUCUCUAAAUGUGUAUUGUGCCAGAGCUACUUGCACAGUAUUGACGCACCUUUAAUGUAGAGGUAGUAGCCUUCACUGUAUAGUAAAGGCCUCAUAUUACACCCUUCAUAUUAUAAUAGAUGCGUUUAUAAGUGUACCCCACUGGACACAGACGUCAAUUCAGCUCAAGUCAAUUUUAUUCCACGUUGGUUCAACGUUGAUUCAACUAGUGUGCGCCCAUUGGAACAUGCCUUGUGCAGUUACUCGGUGUUGCUCAUAAAGCAUUCAGAGUAGCCUAGCCCCCUGACUCAAUAGGCAAAUACCUGUUCUGUGUCAGCACAAUAGGGGGAAGGAAACAAACUACUUCUGAAGUCCCCGUAUUGAUUCAAUUCAUUUGGGAAUAAUGUUUUAUCAAAGGUUGUUGAAUGUUCAUCCGAAUGAUGCUGAGACGUGGUAGGCUACUGACUUACUGCGUCUCUGCACCUUCAACACGAUGUUGAAACUGUCCCCUCAGUCUGUAAAAUGUUGGGGCAAGUGAAAGUGAGCUGAUUCUGUGAUUAACUAACCUUUUAUUACGAGGGAGAAAGGCUGGAAUGAGCGGACUGCUCAAUUCAGCGCCGGCCUUUUCAGCACCAUGGACAGUGAAACGUGAGCUAUCACCCACUCAAUAACGCACGCGUAUGCCUGGUUAUGCGAGCUCUGUGGCGUAAUCUGCCAUAAAUAAUACAGCAGCAGCAGAGAAUAACCCUCACUCGUGUGCAUAUUGAAUUCAAGACAAAAACAGCAACAUAGUGUCAGCCAAAGUUUUCCAAAUGAACGCGCCCAGACAGUAUCACAUAUUCCCAGUAUGACAGGGCCCUCUAAAUGUUUAAAGUGGUCAACUCCUUACAUUCGCCACGCACAACACCACCUGCUUAUCAUUACAAUAGCCCACGUGCAAUGUCUGUACGCCCAUAGCCUACACAUCCUCGGUAGACCUAACACAUCGACAUCUGAUUGCGGACAGACGUCUUGAUGUAUCGCUUUAUUGGUUGUAACGUUGCUCAUGUUUUCGCAGCGCAUCAAUAUUUGUCCCAGCUAGAUUAGUCUGUAGGGUAGUUGUACAUAACAGGUGCAGUGCAUCUAAAUUAUGCAGACGAUACAGUUUUGUCCCGCUGUUAUGUCACUCGUUCCAAAAGUCGGUAAACACCAAUUUUCGACGGAAUGUCUUAAUUGUUUUGCCUUACUAUGUCUCACUGGCAAUAAUGUAUAACUUGUGUAUAGUGAUAAACUGAAUGACAUGUAUAUGUUGGUUCUCAAUAGAAAGUGAUCAAUAUGCUUAACAAAACGCCAUUUGCCAGUUUAUGACUGUAUGGUACAGUAUCAGCAGCUCUAUGACGUCAAUCAUGUAUGGUGUACAGCGCUUGAAUGAUAAUGCAACGUCUGUUGUUUGAGAUGUGUGUGGAGGCCCCUUAGGCUCAUCCUACUGCCUAUUCUCUAGUGGCGCAGCCAAAGAGCUGCAAUAAGCAAUCCACAAUCAUUGGAACCCCCUAUUUUUUCAGUCAACAUUGGUGGGAACUCUGCAACCAGUGUCAUCACUAUUGAAUUGAAGUCGGUGUUGUGUGUGCCGCCAAGCUUUGCUUGUGUUAGUACUGUCUGGAAUGCUUGUGUCCAAUUCAGAUGAUUCACUGUCGCUCAUUCACCACAGUCAGCAUGAUUGAUUCAGCUAUUUAGUUCUCACAGGGGUUAGAAGUCCAUAAGGUCUUAUCUUAUUGAUACAAAGCUAUAUUUUUAUAUAUUUAUUGAAAAAAAAAUGUAUGUAGUUUGUUUAUCUAUUUUUUUUUUUUAUCAUAAAUUAUUCAUUUUGUCUUUAGGAAAAACGUAAAUGUGUCUCGUUCAAUGUAUUCAAGGAAUUAAUGUUUUCCUAAACGACGCCAAACGAUUGCAACACUACUGUCAAAUUCGUUUGCUUUCUCAAGAUCCUGGACUACUCGUUGUGUUGCAUUGGGGACUUCUAUUCAAAACACUGCACCAUAUUGUCCCCAAGACAGGGUUUUAGUCGAGGUUUUCGUAACAAAGGCAAUCAACCAAAUCCUAUAGCACCCAGAUAUCCAACUAGGUGUCUGUGGGAAAGGUCAAUAAAUGUUUGUUUACUGCU
Molecule: messenger RNA, 3571 nt
Organism: Salvelinus fontinalis (brook trout)
Lineage: Eukaryota; Metazoa; Chordata; Actinopteri; Salmoniformes; Salmonidae
Product: G-protein coupled receptor 12-like
Exons: 2
Coding region: 250-1275 (341 amino acids)
Biological process (GO): G protein-coupled receptor signaling pathway
Cellular component (GO): membrane
Molecular function (GO): G protein-coupled receptor activity
Source: RefSeq, a predicted model, not a curated record